Messenger RNA from Drosophila serrata, 2251 nucleotides. It is a transcript of the gene not, whose product is annotated as ubiquitin carboxyl-terminal hydrolase nonstop. The record is from RefSeq and is a predicted model, not a curated record. Lineage: Eukaryota; Metazoa; Arthropoda; Insecta; Diptera; Drosophilidae. Gene Ontology annotation, biological process: protein deubiquitination. Gene Ontology annotation, molecular function: cysteine-type deubiquitinase activity; zinc ion binding.
AUGUUACCAGAUUAUACUUAUGGAGUGUUACCACGAAUAACUAAAAUAUCCCCCAAAACCGCAAAAGUGGCCAAAAUUCGGCGAAAACAGCGAAAGUGUGAUAGGCAAUUGCAGCCAGCGAAACGAACGAAAACAAAAGAAAAUAGUGUUGAUAGCAAUACGAGCGUAGUAAGCAGCGGCAGCAGCACCGUCAGCAGCGGCGUCAGCGCGGGCAGCGGCGCAGGCAGCGGUAGCAACAACAAACGGCCGGCGGUGGGCACGGAAACGGGCCGGGGAACGGCCGAGAACAAAACAGCAACCACAACAGCUGCCGGCCGGUGUGCGGCGGGCUUAAGCGAAGCUGUUGCUAAAAGUGGGUGUGGCGGCGGGGACGGCGGUGGAGGCGGUGGGUUUGGGGAAAGCCGUGCGAAAGAGGAGAGGGAGGAGAGGCCGAAGGAGCAGCUAACAAAGGGCCACGGCCCACUGAACGCCACACAUUUACAUUUAACCAAUUGCCUGCGCACAGUGCAAAAACUUGCUAUUGAACUUGACAGCGACGUCGACGCCAAAGCCAACGCCAACGCGAGCAGCGAAGCAAAAGCCAGCAGCGCUGUCAUGUCAGAGACGGGCUGCCGGCAUUAUCAAAGCUACGUGAAGGAGCACAGCUACGAUACAUUCCGGGUCAUCGACGCCUACUUCGCUGCCUGCGUCAACAGAGAUGCGCGAGAGAAGAAGGCGAUCCACUGCAAUUGCUUCGAGUGCGGCAGCUAUGGCAUCCAGUUGUACGCUUGCCUGCACUGCAUCUAUUUUGGAUGCCGUGGUGCCCACAUCACAAGUCAUUUGCGAUCGAAGAAGCACAACGUGGCAUUGGAGUUAUCCCACGGAACAUUGUAUUGCUAUGCCUGCAGGGAUUUCAUUUACGAUGCGAGGAGCCGGGAGUAUGCGCUGAUCAAUCGUAAGCUAGAGGCCAAGGAUCUGCAGAAGAGUCUCGGAUGGCAGCCGUGGAUACCUACCGCCAAAGAGACGAAUCUGCUGCUGGCCAAUGCAAGGCGGAGAUUGGUUAGACCAAAUCAAACGAUCGGAUUGAGGGGGUUGCUCAAUUUGGGGGCCACCUGCUUCAUGAACUGUAUUGUUCAGGCUCUAGUGCAUACUCCUCUGUUGAGUGAUUACUUUAUGUCGGAUCGCCAUGAUUGCGGUAGCAAGUCCUCGCACAAAUGUCUUGUCUGUGAAGUGUCGCGACUCUUCCAGGAGUUCUAUUCGGGCUCCCGAUCGCCAUUGUCGCUGCACCGCCUGCUGCAUUUAAUUUGGAACCAUGCCAAGCACCUCGCUGGCUACGAACAGCAGGAUGCGCACGAGUUCUUCAUCGCCACACUGGAUGUGUUGCAUCGCCACUGCGUCAAAGCCAAAUCGGAGCACGAGAGCAAGAGCAAUAGUUCGAGUUCCGGCAGCGGCGGUACCAAUUCCAGCAGUUCAAGCAGCUUGCAUUGCUAUGGCCAAUGCAAUUGCAUCAUUGAUCAGAUCUUUACGGGCAUGCUGCAGAGCGAUGUGGUUUGUCAAGCCUGCAAUGGUGUGUCUACCACAUUUGAUCCCUUUUGGGAUAUUUCACUGGAUUUGGGAGAAACGACAACGCAUGGUGGCGUUACCCCAAAAACUUUAAUCGACUGCCUGGAGCGGUAUACGCGAGCCGAGCAUCUUGGUUCGGCCGCUAAAAUCAAGUGUUCCACGUGCAAAUCCUACCAGGAGUCCACCAAACAGUUCAGUUUGCGCACUCUGCCCAGCGUUGUUUCCUUCCAUUUGAAGCGUUUUGAGCACUCGGCUCUGAUCGAUCGCAAGAUCUCCUCCUUUAUUCAAUUCCCCGUCGAGUUCGAUAUGACGCCGUUCAUGUCCGAGAAGAAGAAUGCCUACGGUGACUUCCGUUUCUCUCUGUACGCCGUUGUCAACCAUGUGGGCACCAUCGACACGGGACACUACACGGCAUAUGUGCGGCACCAGAAGGACACAUGGGUUAAGUGCGAUGAUCAUGUGAUAACGAUGGCAUCGCUAAAGCAGGUGCUGGACAGCGAGGGUUAUUUAUUGUUCUACCAUAAAAACGUGCUGGAAUACGAGUGAGGCAUUGGACAUGGACAUCCAUAGAGAGACUGUUUAUCCCUCAACAUAAAUUCAAAAAUCCCUGCAUAACGAAUAAAUAUAAAAACAAACAAAAAAAGUAAAAAACAACCGACAAGUCCGCGGCAGCGCUUACAAUUUAAGUAAUCUUAACAAAAAAAAAAAA